AUGAGCGCAUCUCGUUCAUCUACCCUGAAUGAAAUCAUCACGGAAGCACAACGCGUCGAAGAAAUUCUGUAUCUGCGGAAUAAAGAACUGCGUCUACGCCAAAAUACCCGCUAUAAACGAAAUGUCAAUGGGCAUGAUCCGACGCCUCUUGUGUCAAUUUUGACACGGGCAUAUAAUUCCUCGAAAAACACAUCACCUACAUCUACUACACAAGCGAAUCCCACUUGUUGGCGUUGUUACGAAACUGGCCAUUAUGUUCCAAAUUGUCCUCUCAACGACUCACGAAGAACUUUUGACUCCUUCGACAACAACACAGAACCUUUACCUCCACGUGCAAAAAAAAAUUAA
This is a messenger RNA of Rotaria socialis, 348 nucleotides long. NCBI's taxonomy places the organism in Eukaryota, Metazoa, Rotifera, Eurotatoria, Philodinida, Philodinidae. The record is from the annotation of a GenBank genome assembly.